AUGGCAUAUAAUGAGAAGGCAAAUGAGGCUCUGACGGAUGCCUUAAAGAGAGCUCAGCAGAAAAAUGCCCACAGCCAAGGGCGGUACUUGUCGUUCGACAUACAGAAUGCUAGUAGGCGUAACGUGUCUGAUGACGACUUGGUAGAAUACUGCAAUAUGUGGUAUAAUAAAGAAAGGGAUAAGUUCGAGGAUGGCUGGAGACCGGAGAUAGGCACUCCCACUGAUACGGGGGGGUAUGGUAGCUGGCAGCCGGAUCGGUCGGGCAUAAUGCUCCUUAGCAGUACCAACAGUGGUAGCUAUGGUAUCAAGAUACAAGGCAGAGUGGAGAGCGUGAGGGCCAUGGGCGUCAUCGGGGCAGGCUUCGCGUUGCAGAUACCGGCCCAGGUCGCCAUGGUAUGUCCGGCUGCAAGUAUGUGGUGGGACUGGCUCGAAAAGCUAGGCCUGAUCCGCGAUAGACCUCCUGCUACUCGAGUCAAGAGAGAGCCUAUCGAGAAAGGGAAAAAUUCCAAGUACCGAGGGUAUUACCAGGACGAUACAGCUAUCACGUCGAUAGCUGUGAAGAACUAUACCCAGGCCUUGUGGACGGAGCGAUGUCGGGCUCAGGUGGAGUAUGCUAGGAAGGACAUGGAAAUACGACGACCUGAUUGGAAAGACGUUGAGGGCCAAGAAGCACAGCAACAGUACGAAGUGAUGUUCGAGAAGAUCCGCCAGUCUUAUCGAGGGGAGUCCUACAUCCGAGCCGAGCUAGACUUUGGUCUCCAUAUCACCACAGGGAAUGUGCUCUGGUACUGCACGCAAAUUUGGCCGGAUGCCGUUCUGGACAGGCUGGGUACGAGGUGGCGGCCUAGGUUCUGCGCAGUGGCUCGGAGGAAUUACCACGACUCUCGAUAUCAAGGGGAUAAAGGAGGAGUUUACAUAGCUGAUGAGACUCAUAAGGCGGUGGCGUGUAUCGGCUCUCCGGCGCUGUGCCGAGCAGUGAUGCCGAUCCUGGCUGCCAUUGCGGCUGGUAUACCCAAUGCCCGUAUGGUGGCUCAGAACGCUCCCCAGUUUGAUAUAUUUUGGGAGUAUGUUGGGUGGAAUAAAAAUAUGCCGCCACCAGAGGCACCCAAUGGUAAGCCUGGUGACAGUGGGAAGUGGAGGGACUCUCGAGCCUAUGAUGAUGAGAAUAAUAGAGACGACACUUUCAUGGCCCAGCUGUUCAAGCAAGAGAACGAUGCCUUGUUGGAGCUGCAGUGGUACAACGCUGGGGAAUAUCACAGGACUAAUGGCAUGUGGUGUGGGGGGGAGUGCAUCCCGGGGGUAUCGUGGAGUCGGGAUGACUUUGUCGAUAACCUCAUGUUGUGGUGGGGGGAUGCUGUCGUUGAGGAGGUUGGCAAGUUCCGGUACCGACCAAAUUUUAUGGAUAAGGGAGGGCUGGUGUUGGACAUAGGAGGCGCAUGGACCUCAGUUCAGUCCAAGGAGAUUUGGGCUCAGUCGAUGAUGUGCAUGCUGAGCUCUAUAAUGUGCGGUAUACCAGGAGAGAUCGCUGCGUUGCUGCCGGCCAGUGAUCCCUUCUGGGACUUCAUCGUGGAUAAGGAAGGCCCAGAGUUACCGUCAUCGGAAGGCACCUCGGAAUCUAGUCGGCCACGUGGAGGAGUAUUGGAGAACGAGGCUCCAGGGGGUCCCCAGCGUGGUCAGGAGGGGCCGGGAAGGGCGUCGACCAUCGUGGAGGAGAUGAAGUCUUCUAAGAAGAAGUCCAAGGAUACUACAGAGAAGCCUGGUACGCCUAUGCGGCCCCCGGUGGUGGUGGCCACGUCACGGUCUCCGGAGGCAGCUGCUUACCCUUCUAGUAUCUGUACGGAUUCCACAGCACCUUCAGCCAGUGAAGGGCGAGAUGUGAGGGAGUAUAGUGGCGUUGUGACAGCUGCUAUAGACUACGACCACGCUGAAGAGGGAGUUGCCCGGAUGAGACGGGGAGAGCGAUUCCAUUGCAAACGGCAGACGAAGAACCUUUUCCUCGGCUAUAAGGAGGGCUCGAAGGAGCUGCUGUGGCUUCCCAAAUUCGUGGUUACUGGUGACCUUACGACGCUGAGGAGAGAGUAG
This is a messenger RNA of Perkinsus marinus ATCC 50983, 2082 nucleotides long. RefSeq lists its product as hypothetical. The transcript is spliced from 17 exons. NCBI's taxonomy places the organism in Eukaryota, Perkinsozoa, Perkinsida, Perkinsidae. The record is from RefSeq and is a predicted model, not a curated record. Bases 1 to 2082 code for a protein of 693 amino acids.